Molecule: messenger RNA, 1056 nt
Organism: Helianthus annuus (common sunflower)
Lineage: Eukaryota; Viridiplantae; Streptophyta; Magnoliopsida; Asterales; Asteraceae
Product: cysteine-rich receptor-like protein kinase 28
Exons: 3
Coding region: 337-1056 (239 amino acids)
Source: RefSeq, a predicted model, not a curated record
CGCCAGUACCGACUGCUGAUUGUAACGGACUGCCGAUUCCAAACCAGGUUAUGUAUAUCGUUGCUCUGAUGUACCAGUUUCUUAGCUGUUUCAAUCUUCGGUGUUUUUCUUCACGAAAUUUAAAUUUAGGCCAUCUUUAAUUUACUACAUUGGGUUAACUCUCAGGGGAAUCAUGAAUUUUGGGAAAGAAUGCAUCCAGCUUCCCUCAUAUUAAACCCUAGAUUCUCACGGUCAAACAACACAGAUUUGUGUUAUAGCUCCACUUUAAGAGGAAAUAAAGUCUUAUGCAUGUAUUGAAUCUGUAAAUACAAUAAAUCAAUUGGAAAAUCAUGCCAUAUGAGCUUCAAUUCAUACAAUACGUUCGCCGAGUUGUUUAACACGGCUAGGGUUUCGGAUUCCGGUGAGUUUGAUAGUGCUUUGAGUAAUUUGACGGUUAGGUUACAGGCGGAAGUUGCCGGAGGAGAUUCGUUUAGGAAAUUAGCGGUUGGAAGUGUGUCGUUUGGGCCAUAUUCGGUGACCAUCUACGGGAUGAUGCAAUAUACACCUGAUUUGUCUAAGGAGCAGUGCAGUGAGUGUUUGGAUGGUGCAGUUGGGGAGCUACGUGGUUGUUGUAGUGGUAUAGUGGCAGCAAGGGUGUUUUAUCCGAAUUGCUUUGUGAGGUAUUCGAAUGAGCAUUUUUAUAAUGAUCCUCUGCUUAUUUCGGUCCCUUCGAAGUUGACUCGAGGCAAAAAGAACAGCACUGCAAGAAUAAUUUAUGUGGUCGUUCCCGUGGUAUGUGUCUCUGUUGGGUUGAUUCGAAUCGGCAUCUGGUUCUUUCUUACAAAAAUAUGGCAAAAGGACGGUGUGUCAAAGAAAGAAACUGCUAGCUUCUCUACUCUAAUUACGAAACGGACACUAAGUUCAACUAAUGACACUGUUGGAAUGGAGACUAUUAGCGUACAUCUUUGCAAUACGAUUUUAAGACGAUUGAAGUUGCAACAAACUACUUUUUCUCAAAAGAACAAGAUCGGGAGAGGUACGAGAUCUAAGGGAGGCGGCGACAUAAUUUGGAACUAG